ACGCAAAUUAGAUAUCAACGUUUCCGUUCCAUUCAUAAUUCGUCUCAUUUGAAAAUGUAAAAAUAAUCUAGAUGAAACGACAAUGACGUAAUACGAGUACAAUAGAGAUUUGCAUAAAAAAUUCUCAUGCAAAGUUUACAGUCUUAAGUUUACGACUCUGUUCAUUAUUCCUUGGACUGCUCAGAAUUCCAAAUGCAUAUUUCAAGAACUUUUCAAUAGCUUGCCUUUUCAUUUAUUUUAAACGAUCUCCGUUUUUCUUUUUACGGACGAUGGGAGAUCCUCGAUACGACUAGAAUGAGGAAAAAGGGAAAAGAUGUUCUGUCAAUGCCUUUACAUAUGUGACUCUGUGUGACACACAUCUGAAGCGACAGAUUGAGAACCUUUUCCUUGUAAUACAUAACUGCUGGCUCGACUCGUCGUGGGAUACUCACAGUUUUACAAGCGCGCGCGGUGUAUUCUGCGUCGUGAUUCCCAUCGUUCGCGAGACGAUCCUUCAUGAUGAAGAAGAGGAGCUUCUCCGGCAAUAUCGGCGUCGGUGUUUUCAUCGUCGCUUUCGUCUGCGUUUGCGUUGCGUUCGGCACACCAGCAUGGCUAGUGAGCGAUUAUCGGAUCACUGGCGCAAAACUUGACAAAUUGGGUCUCUGGACCCACUGCUUCAGAUCGCUUCCGAAUCCGCAGGAAAUGGACGCGCCUAGACGAUUUUUCGUCGGCUGCAGAUGGGUCUACGAUCCUUUCACCGCAGGGUACUCCGACAUCCGUGGAUUUCUACUCCCUCCGUUCAUGAUAGCAACACAGUUUUUCUUCACUGUGUGCCUCCUGCUGAGCUUGGCAUCGUUCAUCCUGACGUUAUUGUUUACCCUGUGCUGUGAUCCCGAACAAAAGCGUUAUGUACAACUUAUAACAACGAUCGGGUAUCUACUGUUGAUCGCUGGUAUCAGCGGUGGACUGGCAGUAAUCAUAUUUGCCUGUUUUGGAAACACGGAAGGCUGGAUGCCUGGACAUACUAACAAUUUCUUCGGUUGGUCAUUUGCGAUGGCAGUCGUUGGUAGCGUACUGACUAUUCUAGCUGGUGUACUUUACCUUGUAGAGGCAAACGUUCAGCGCAAGAAACGCCAGUAUUUAAAAGAAUCUCAAACAAGAUUUCAACUCGAAUCUCGUACAUGAGUUACACCUUACUCAAUUUUAAACGUAUAAGAGACUUGCACAAGAUUUUAGUACCAAAAUUUUGUAAUAUUAUUCCGUCCUUGUUAGAUAGUUUCAUAAUGACAUUAGAUCGUAAGGUUUCCGUUACUUUAGUACAACAUUACUAAACUAGAUUCAUAUUUUUGUACAUUUUAUAUAU
This is a messenger RNA of Ceratina calcarata, 1342 nucleotides long. It is a transcript of the gene sinu, whose product is annotated as claudin family member sinuous. The record is from RefSeq and is a predicted model, not a curated record. NCBI's taxonomy places the organism in Eukaryota, Metazoa, Arthropoda, Insecta, Hymenoptera, Apidae. Gene Ontology annotation, biological process: regulation of tube size, open tracheal system; septate junction assembly. The transcript is spliced from 3 exons. Bases 496 to 1164 code for a protein of 222 amino acids. Gene Ontology annotation, cellular component: septate junction; membrane.